This is a messenger RNA of Antechinus flavipes (yellow-footed antechinus), 5349 nucleotides long. RefSeq names its product secretory carrier membrane protein 5 (gene SCAMP5). Gene Ontology annotation, cellular component: trans-Golgi network membrane; recycling endosome membrane. NCBI's taxonomy places the organism in Eukaryota, Metazoa, Chordata, Mammalia, Dasyuromorphia, Dasyuridae. The record is from RefSeq and is a predicted model, not a curated record. The coding region runs from base 373 to 1080 and encodes 235 amino acids. The transcript has 7 exons. Gene Ontology annotation, biological process: protein transport.
GGGAGGGGGGUUCUCGCGAGAGGCUCUGCUGCAGGAGGAGGCGGUGGCAGCGGCAGUCCUGCUGCGGGAGCGGGCGCGCGAGGAGGAGCCGGCUCGCGGGCGCGCGCUUGCCCCCUCCCAGCCCCGAAGCCUAGAGCGGAGGGGCUGCACCAUUCCGAGUGCAUCGUCCGCUUCUCGCCCGGCCGUGCAGAGCCUUGCCUUGCCGUGCAGAGCAUUGCCUUGCACUGCGUGGCAGCUCACAGAUUUUCUCCCUCUCCCCUUCCCCCCCUCUCCCCCAAGUCUCUGGCUGUGGAGCAGCCCUCGGGUGGCUCAGGACCAAGAAGACGUGGAUAGAUCCGUGGCUGCACCUGAGUGCCAAGGACUGGUAUCACAAUGGCAGAAAAAGUGAACAAUUUCCCUCCCCUGCCCAAGUUCAUCCCUCUGAAGCCAUGUUUCUAUCAGGACUUCGAGGCUGAGAUUCCCCCUCAGCACCUCACUAUGACCAAACGCCUCUAUUAUCUCUGGAUGUUAAACAGCAUCACAUUGGCCAUGAACCUGGUGGGCUGCUUGGCGUGGCUGAUUGGAGGCGGUGGAGCUGUUAACUUUGGACUGGCCUUUCUCUGGUUCAUUCUCUUUACCCCCUGCUCCUAUGUCUGCUGGUUUCGGCCUAUUUACAAAGCCUUCAAAUCAGACAGCUCUUUUAACUUCAUGGCCUUCUUCUUCACCUUCUUGGCUCAACUGGUCAUCAGCAUCAUCCAGUCUGUGGGAAUUCCUGGCUGGGGAGUCUGUGGCUGGAUUGCAACCAUCACUUUCUUUGGGACCAAUGUGGGAGCCGCAGUGGUGAUGCUUAUCCCUACCAUCAUGUUCUCAGUCAUGGCUGUAUUUUCCUUCAUCGCUCUCAGCAUGGUUCAUAAAUUCUACCGGGGCAGUGGUGGAAGUAUAAGUAAAGCCCAAGAGGAGUGGACUACCGGAGCUUGGAAGAAUCCCCACGUGCAGCAGGCAGCCCAGAAUGCUGCCAUGGGGGCUGCCCAGGGAGCUGUGAGCCAGCAUCAGAACCCAUACUCUGCCACCCCCAAUUACACUUAUUCCAACGAGAUGUGAGCAGGAGCCUGGGAGGGCAGGGAAGGGGGAACGUAGGAAGGCCGGGAGGGAGAGGAGCUGAUCUCAUGCUGCCUUGUGCCCAUCUGGGUGAUCGAGUUGGAGUUACCUUCUCCCAUCCUUUCCUUUCUUUCCCCAUCUUUUGACUUUGUAAAAAGGAAGAGAAUUAGAUAUAUCUGUAUAUUUCCCCCCACUGUCCCAGGCCGUUUUCCCUUUGCGGUAUCUGCGGAAGCCGUGGGUCCGCGGGGCAGACGGUGCUGUGUGGUGGUACCCGUGUGUCUAUGUUUCCUUGUGAUCUAGUGUACGGUGGAGAUGCCCAUUGUUGUGGUGCUAAGUAUGUUUUAGAAUCAACCCGUCCCCAGGGCCACGGCAUUAUGGUUCCCACUGCCUCCCCUUGCCCCGCCUGGACCCCUCCAACGUGGUACGGCAGCUCAGGGCUCCUCCCUGCCUGACUUUGGAGCCGGACGAGGGCUGCCAUUCCAGGCCAGCCCAGGAUUUCGUUCCCAGUGGACUCCUGCCCGUCCUGCUCUCUUUCUCCUGAAGCUGUUGAUUGGGGGUGUGGGUAGGGGAGGAGGUACGGACUUCUGAGACAUCUCCCCUUUACUACCCCUUAGCUCUUCCUCACUGCCAUGGGGUCGCGAGCUGGGGAUGGUUUCUUCAGUUUGUUAGAAAAUGACAGUAUUAGUGUAUGAGUGCUGCACUACAGGGCUGAGUUAACUAUCCCACUCACCCCUUUUUCUUCAACUAUCUCUCUCUUCUCUCUAAUUUUACAUUUUGUUGCAUCCUGUCUCUUGGACUCACCCAUUUCCUCUCCCCUGGGCCCAAUGUGUAUUUUUCCCUCGGCCUUCCUGAACCCUAGUGUCUCACAGCUUGGGUCCAAAUGGUAGAAAAUGACCUCAGUCUGAUGCUCCUUGUCUUUAUCCUGGGCUGAGUUGAGUGACAUCUCCAUCCUUCCCUGGGCCUCUUAAGCUGAGGGGAGCUGAGCUGCUCCCGGUCCCACACAGUGCUCUGCUGGCCAGUUGUGGGCAGGAGUGGUGGGGAGCCCCCGUAGCCUGAAAGUGGGUCUCUGGAACUCCUUAAUAGCUUUGAGCAAACAUGACAGUGUUUGCUCCUGGAAGGAGGGAGAAGCAGCAGUCUUGGGGAUGACUUGACUAGGAUGUGCAUGCAGAAUCCAGGAGGGUAGCCAUACCUUGGAGAUCUCGCCUGCAAAGCCAGAAGGAAGGGCUGCCCUUACACUGGGCCCAGUUUUCCAACCCCCCAUCAGAGCAGAGCGGUAGCUUUUCCUGUCCCUGGCUUUUGCCUCCCCUGGCUCUCCCCCUCCUCUUCCUUUUGGCCCCCUUUCUUCUCCUCUUUGCAGCUUACCCUGCCUUCCUCCACCAGUGACCUUGAGUCAGAGUCCCCUUUAGCCUGCUAAAAUCCUGUCCAUGCCAAAGGCUCCCUUAUCUCUGCUUUCUCAUGGCUGCUCAACCCUUCCCUCAGUGGCAUUUGCAGGUUACAAAGGGGCGAAGCCAACUUCCUUUAAAGGGCAGACAUUCAAUCACUUCUUGUCAUUUGAUACAAUCAUCGUCGGGGACUAACAGGUGGAAGUGCAGCUUGAGUUAAGAGCUAUGGUGUACACUCAUGCAUCUGGAAUGAUGGGGGCCCUGCCCAAGGAGCACCCCAGAAAUUACAGGGACGUGAAGGAGAUACCUUCUGACCUCUGAAAUGUCUUGUUGCUGCGUGGCGUGAUGGCUUCAGUCUGCAGGCCCAGGAGGAAGUGAUGGAGCUUUGCUCCUAACUUUGAAUGUCUGCCCUGCGAUGGCAGGGGGCUUCAGACUUGAUCCCGAUGGAACUGAGGAAAAUUGGAUUGAUUGUUAACCUCAGAAAGCUUCUUAUUAUGCUUGGUUGGCCAGAGACCUUUUUGGGGGGACUCCCCCUCACACAUAUAUCCCCAGACACAGUCCCAGUCAACCUGAUGGAGAGAGAGGGAAGCUCUGGUCUAAUUGGGGAGACAUAAUUUUUAUCCUCAAGCCCUCCCUGCUCCAGUGGAGAAGAGUUCCAGACGUGGAAUGCCUUGUCUGCUGGGAUCUCUACUUUUGGGGAGCUCUUAGUCUGAUAAGGAGUCUAAUACUCAGAACAUUGACUGUGGACUUAGCCAAACAAAUCUGCAAAGACGCAUGGGACCCACCUCAGAUGUAACCCUUGCAGACAGAAAAGAAUUUCCAGGAGGAGAAUUCUCUAGAUUUUGGGUUCUUCACAAUCAGGGAAACUUUGGCUUCUCUCAAUCUUACCAGCUAAGGACCCAAGUCCCUGCAGCAGAGACCCUUUCUAAAGCUCAUUGUCUUUGAGGUCAUCCUAAUAUCAACCAUCCCUUGGAGGGGAGCAUAUGGGGACAAUGGUACUUUCCCCUCUAUUACACAGAAGCUUCUUUCGCUUGGCCCCUAGCUCAGCAUAAAGAACAAAUCUGGUUCUCUGUUGGGAAAAAACGAAGGCUGCAGGCUACGGACCAUUCCCUUUAGAGUCAGGCAGCAAUAGUUUUCCACCACUCUCCCAUCCUUGAUGUUGCUCCAGUUGCUUUAUAUAUUGAAUUUUGUAUUGUGACUGUCAGUCUUCUUUGUGAAGGGCACAGAAAAACCUCCCCGCCCUGCCUCAUUCUGAAUUUCAAUCCUGUAUAUGAUAUUAAAAGGAAAUACUUCAUCCAGUGGCGAUAUCACCAUUUAUACCAAGCUGCUCAGAAUGAUGCUUCUUGUAUUUGACCCUCUCUUCUGCCGAUUUGUUGAUCAAUAGAGAUCAGAUAGAGGCUUUGGGCCGACCAACCGUCCAUCAUCUUGGGGCCUUGUGCAGCCGUGGUUGAUAUCCUCCCCGAUCCUCUGGGUCCUUGGUUUAUCCUCCGUGUGGCUGACUGUGGGAUCACUGACAUCGGAGUGCCCUUUCCAGUAGUGAAUCUCUUUUUACUACUGUUAGAUUUAUCAAGCCUCUGGGGCUCUGGACCCCCGUCUUGCCAGGUAUUAACAAAGGCAAAUUCAAGAACCUUUUGGAAUGUCUUUUGGGUUCCCUGCCCUUAGGGAACCAACGGUCCCUUAUAAAAACUGGAAAAUGCAUGAGAAGACCUUGUUUAAAUUGGUUCUCAAGUUUGGGUUUGUAGAUAACUCAUUCCUCCUUCCUGUCAUUGCUUCUUUCCAUAGGACAGUUUAGGAACCAGGGUUUCUGGGCUGGAGAGUCACAUACUCCUAGAAUGAAAGGGGGCUUAGAGAACAUCGAGCCAAGCUGUUGCAUUUUAGGGAUGAGGAAACUAAGGUCCAGAGAGAGGUCACAUAGUGAAUGAGUGGCAACAUGGGGGCUCAACCCUAGCAUAUUUGAGCUCUUAGUCUUGUGCUUGCUUCUGGAGACCGUGCUUUCUCUUCCCCAAGAGACCAGACAGAUGCUGCUCUUCCUCUGCCCCAUAGCAGAAAGGGCCCGUAGGGUAAACAGGGUAAGCUGUCCUUCCCUUCUCCUGUGUCCCCAGCUCCAGAUUCCUGGUGCUGCUGGACUUGUUUUCUGUCUGAUAGCCCCAGAAGAUCCAGACAGUGCAGCAUGAGGUCGUUUUCCCUCAAGCCUGCUUCCUGUGGGGCUCAUAAUUCACUGGGACUUUUACCUAAUAUUCUGUCUGCCGUAUUGACCUGCAUUUCUUCCCAGAGUCCUCUGUGCUCAGACCUGCUGGAGACCACAGGCCAAGCAGUGAUUUUAGGCUAACCAACGGGCAGGUUACGUAGUCUUUGGCUAGAAGCCCAGUCGGGGGUCCAGGGCCCGGUCCACUGGGUGCUGCUGUAGUGCAUCCUCCCAAGGGGUGGGGCCUCUGGUUCUGGGUGUCUGUGCACUUCUCUGCCGCCCCACCAGAGAAGGCCUGGGGAGGGGGUUUGAAUUCUCUCCCUCCUUUGCAGCUUCUCUGAGAGGCAGGUGGCCCCUCUCUCCUACACUGACACUUGACUACAAGUAAGUAAGAGCUAGGUACUUACUGUCUGGCUUUGGCAGAGGGAAAGAAGCCAAUGUCGGCCUAGAGCAGGGGUCAGGGUGGGGGAGACGGGGAAGGAAUGUUCUCCCAUCCCUUAUCAGCACGCCUGGCCGUCUGGAGAAUAACUGAAUUUUCUUUUUGUCCUGACACCCUCCAUUGGACAGAAGGUAUUUUUAUGUUACUCACUGGGGGGUGGCCACGUUCCCUGUGCCAAUGCCCACUUUGAGCCAUUCUGUAUUUGUCCCUGGUAACUGAGUGUUGACUCUGUAGACUUAUUAACAAUAAACAAGAAUCAUCUGGCA